Toxotes jaculatrix (banded archerfish) is the source of this 3974-nucleotide messenger RNA. It is a transcript of the gene slc22a23b, whose product is annotated as solute carrier family 22 member 23. Gene Ontology annotation, biological process: transmembrane transport. NCBI's taxonomy places the organism in Eukaryota, Metazoa, Chordata, Actinopteri, Toxotidae. Gene Ontology annotation, molecular function: transmembrane transporter activity. The record is from RefSeq and is a predicted model, not a curated record. Gene Ontology annotation, cellular component: membrane. The transcript has 10 exons. The coding region runs from base 570 to 2471 and encodes 633 amino acids.
UGUGGACUUGAGGAACUAAGUGAUGCGCACCUCCAGGAGGUCACAGUUUGGACAGGUAUGAGACCUGUGGCGCUCAUGGACGAAGGACCAGCAGAUGUUUAGUGGAUCCCAGUCUGGAUGUAGCUCCAUAUUCCACUUCCAUACAACCAGCAGGCCUGGCACAGUUCAGCUCCACAUGGAUGAAUCCCGCUGUAGGAGCUGUACUUAUGGAAUAUGAGGCCCAUGCCUAUGAGCAUGCCUGCCUGUCCGAGUCCACUCCUCUCCGGGAGCUUCUCCUCAGCCCUGUCCCCCUGACACAGCCUCUCCACUCGGACAUCCCCUGGUCGCUUCGAGCCCCCUCGCCAUGAGGGCGACUGCUCGGUGAUUCGGUGCCUCUGCACGUCUGAACGGAUCGGAGACCCCCUUUUUGGAUCGGGCUUUUGCUGUAUACGCACAGGAUUAAUCUGCGCUCUGGGCUUUCUUUGUGUCAAAGGGCUUAACGCAGGUUGCGCGAACGGCAACGGCAACAGAGCGGGGGCUUUGCUUCACCCGCUGUUGCGCCCAGCUGCUCUCUUUGUGGCCGGGCCGUGAUGGCAGCCGGCCGGCCGGAGGCGCAGGACCACCCGCCGGAGAACGGCUUCACCCCGCUGGAGCACCCAGCGCCCCGGCUGCUACCGCACAUCGACGGCUCGGUUCUGCCGUCUCUGGGGGGCUUCGGGAAAUAUCAGAAGCAGCUCGUGGUCCUGACCUGGAUACCGGCAUUGUUCAUCGGCUUUAGCCAGUUUUCGGAUUAUUUCCUCCUGGCACAACCCAAUGGCACGUGCGUGCAACCCCUCACGAACGAGAGCAACUGGACCGUGGCAUCCCCGCCGGUCACCGUCACCGGAGGAGCGCCAGCGCUGCACCUCCAAGGCAACGGCACCGUGGAGGGAUACGGCGACGGCAGCGGUAUACUGUGCGCCUGCAAGGAGUGGAGGCUGGAGCUGCAGACGGGACUUAGUCAGAAUGUGGUUACCAAGUGGAACCUGGUGUGUGACUCUGCCUGGAAGGUGCACAUUGCCAAGUUCUCCUUGCUGGUGGGCUCCAUAUUUGGCUAUCUGGUGAUGGGUGUCAUGGCUGACUGGUUUGGUCGACACCCAGUGUUGAUUCUCUCGGUGCUUUUCAUGCUGGUGUUCGGUCUGAGCGUUGCCUUCUCUGUAAAUGUCACCAUGUUCAGCACCUUGCGCUUCUUUGAGGGUUUCUGCUUGGCGGGCCUCGCUCUCUCCCUCUACGUGCUCAGGAUCGAGCUUUGUUUACCGGGCUGGCGUUUCUCCAUGACCAUUGUGGCCAGUUUUCUGAUGGUGGGUGGGCAGCUAUUGAUGCCAGGGGUGGCCGCUCUGUGCCGCCAUUGGCCGGACCGGGAUGACUGGCAGGUCCUGCAGAUUGUCAUAAUCAGCCCUUUCGUUCUGAUGCUGCCCUACGUUUGGAUUUUUCCCGAGUCAUUGCGCUGGUUGCUGGCCACCCAGCACUACAGGCGGUCCAAAGCCAUGAUGCUUCACAUUGCCAGGAAGAACCAGGUCGACAUGACAACCGAGCCCAGUGGAGUUCUCACAGAGCUGGAGCAGGAGCUGCACAAGAAACCCCAGAGGACCUGCAUUGUCAAGAUGAUGAGCACCAGGAACCUGUGGAAAAACAUUGUGGUGCUGUGUGUCAACUCCCUGACAGGUUAUGGGAUCCACCACUGCUUCGCCCGCAGUAUGAUGGAUCCGGAGGCCCAGCCGACCGCUUUGUGUCACGCGGACUACUACACUAUGGCUGGCAUCGCCGUGGCAACCUGCCUGGCACUUUGCCCCGCGGUGGGGCUGAUGGGACGUCGUGGAGGGCUCCUCACCUUCAUGAUCAUAACAGCCCUGGCGUCUCUACUACAGCUGGGUUUGCUCAACUUAAUUGGGAAGUACAGCCUUCGCCAUUACACAGACACUCUGAACAGGAAAUUCUCGGUGGCCUUCUCCAUCAUCGGGAUGUUCUCCUCUCACGCUGUCAGCACACUCAGCAUUUUCUUCUGUGCUGAAAUCACUCCUACUGUCAUCAGGGGUGGAGGACUGGGCCUGGUCCUGGCGAGCGCUGGCUUCGGCAUGCUCACCGCUCCCAUCAUGGAGCUCCACAACCAGAAGGGCUACUUCUUGCAUCAUGUGAUCUUCGCCUGCUGCACCCUGCUGUGCAUCAUCUGCCUGCUGCUGCUGCCCGAGCCGCGGGGUCAGCCCCUGCCAGAGAGCCUGGCUGAUGGAGAGACCUUCACCCGUCAGACCCUGCUCCAUCCCGGAGAGCAGCACCUCCUUCUUGCCAAGAGUGACAGGGACUACUCCCGUGUCCACGACACACCGCUACACCUCUCAGCCACUGGGAGCGCUACAGUGGCAGCAGCUACUGCUCUGGCUGCGGUACCUGCCUCAUAUGCCCUGGCGACUGGUGGGGAGGUGAUUGGAAAUAGUGCCAUAGCCAAUGGGGUGUGAGCAUCAUAGCAAUAGUUCGCUACUGUGCAAUGAAUUGCUCAAGCAUUAAUCUAAUUGAAUGGUCACUUGAAAAAAAAAAAAAAAGAAAACAGACUUUUAAGGGAAAAAGAUGUUUGGAUGAACCAGAUGAACUCUUAUAACGGUGAAGUUUGAGAUGGUGACAAUAGUAAUUUUGUGUAGUUUGUAGUGAUUAUGAUUCAUUCAGGAGUUGCCAAAAACAAUAUUGUCCUGGACUAAGUUUACCUGAAGUCAGUGUGUGUUAAACAAUACGAAGGUCUUGAGUGGGGCUGGUUAUCGCUGCGCUCUGUGGUCGAUGAUCGACAGCAAAAAGAAGCAGACGCUGGCAAGAGGCAAAGCAGAGCAGACCAGCUUUCAAUGAUGUGUGUGCGCUCUGUGACUUUUGUUUGUAGUUUGUACGACUCGUUGAAAGAGGAUUUCACUGCAUCUUAUGAUUCUUUAUAAGUUAUUUUGCACUAAAUGUCAGAGACACAAUCAAGUGUUUGUGAUUUUGAGCCAACACAUUGGAGACGCAGGGAUUGGCUAAACCACUACCACUCUUUUUUGCAUGAAAGGGCACAAAUUGUUUUACAUGUUCUUUUUUUUGUCAUCCCUCUACAAGAAGUCCAAUGUGGCACUUUAUCCUCAGAGGUGAGGUCAGUGUAGACACUGAUUUUUAAAUAAGCAUCACUGCUGUUGCUGUGGGUGCAUGAUGGUUGUCUGAUGCGACGAAACAGCCGGAGACCUCGGCAGACUGUGUGUGUAGCAUAUAGAGACUGUGGGUUAACGCUAAACAAAUCUGAGAGUUGAACGGACAUUAAGAGUGACCCCUCAGUGUACUACUGUAUGUCUUAUGAUGCGUCUCAGCAUUUAAAUGGCUUUAUCAUGAUGGCUCUGUUUCUUUUAACAAAACAGAGAAUGUAAUUUAAGAAAACCAGUAUUUAUUUUGUCAUGCUGCCAAGGGCAAUUCUGUUGCUUGAAAUACCUCCUUAAUUAGCAAAUAUUUCCACGCCAACUCUCGCUCCCUUGUUCGCUGUACUGUGGUAAUGUUGUAAUCCUGCUCCUAGGAUGUGUAACUCUAGCCAGAAAGCACAAUAUUUUACAGUUUUUUAAAAAAAUAAACGUUUGUGGGGAUUAGAAUAGAGCAGCGUAGUCUGCGUAGACCUGGCCUAGUUGUGAUUAGUGUACAUUUAUACACUCUACUGUGCAAGUGUCCCUUAGGACUGCAUAAAAAUAUAAGAUAUGUAUACAUGUGCCAUUCAUUCAUAAAAUAUAGACCAUCAAACUUACUUUUAUAGGAUAUAAGCACACCGAAUAGAUAAACCGCGCCAUUUUUGUCCAAAUACACCUGAAUCCACAGAUCAAACAGAUCAUCCUCCGUUUUUAAAAUCAUAUUUAGCACACGACUCGUAUUUUGAACGCACCGUUUGGUUUGGUAGUUUGUAUGUUUUCAACAGUUAAAUACUCCGAGAGAAAAAAAAAAGAACUCAACCACUAAUGCUGUUU